Sitodiplosis mosellana (orange wheat blossom midge) is the source of this 4730-nucleotide messenger RNA. RefSeq names its product nuclear pore complex protein Nup160 homolog. The record is from RefSeq and is a predicted model, not a curated record. Lineage: Eukaryota; Metazoa; Arthropoda; Insecta; Diptera; Cecidomyiidae. The coding region runs from base 488 to 4618 and encodes 1376 amino acids. The transcript has 13 exons. Gene Ontology annotation, molecular function: structural constituent of nuclear pore. Gene Ontology annotation, cellular component: nuclear pore.
AUUUUAUGAAGCACUUUGUUUUAGUCAACUUAACGCGUUAUGUUGAAAUAAUAAAGAGCGUUUUUUUUUCUUCGUUGGAUGCGCCAAGCGACUUUCGAUUGCACACGAUGUGUUGAAUGCUGAUGAUGAAGACGACGUCUGCAUUGGCCGGUGACUGAGAAUACAAUACAAUUUAUACGUGAAACCAGCUGGGUAAUGGUAGUAAAGUGUCAAGUUGGUGUUAUGGAACUAGAGGAAUUUUCCAUCGAACUUUUCAAAACAUGCUGACAGUGACAGCAUGGCUAUUGGACGCACCCAAAAAUACAGCAACUGUCAAAUGGAAAACGCACGUCACGGCAGAAACGCGCGCGUUAUUUCAGCAACAGUUUUGAUUGUCGCAACAAACGAACACAACAACCUCUGAAAGUGUCGAAAUACUAAGCCUAGCACAAAAGGAACCGAUUUUGAUUUGAAUUUUGGGAAAAUAAAAUUUAAUUCGUUUGGUAUCAUGGAUGAAUUCGAGUUUAGCUAUCGCGAAGUGAUUCCAGACCAAACAAAUGCACAAAUCCGAAAGGAUAUCACAAUAAACACCGGUGCUGCACAAAGUACACUUCAAGAUAUAAAGGUCAUUGAAAAAGCCGGCGGUUUUUGCUACAGUGACCUAACUCACGAAUCAAAGAGGAAUAGAUUCAUUUACUGGCGAACAAAUGGCGAUAUUUUGGAGUUGUCCGAAAUCAGUUUGGAUUUGAAUUUGAUUGACAAUGCGAUUCGAUACAAAUUCACCGACGCUCCCAUUCUGGCUGUUUCGAUUGCCGAAAGCAAUGACAAUAUCGUUGUUUUGGUUGCCACCGUCAGCAGUUUACAUCAGUUAAAAUUCAAUCAACCACGUCAAUUCACUAAAAGUCAUGAGGAAACACAGUCAUUUUCCGUUUUUCAUGGUGUUUGCACAGGACAGACAACUCGUGAUCCAACCACUUCACUCUUUUAUGUCAUCAAUCAACUAUCAGCAUCAAAUCAGCCAAUUCCACACAUGGCGUCUUGUGCUCUCAGUGAAAAUGGUCGUGAGGCCUUCUUUGCCUUCGCUUAUCAAAGCACAAUGGUUUUGUAUACAAUGAACUGUGCCACAGGCCAAGUUGCUUCCACUGAAUUGAAAGAGAGUCACAUAGUACCACGCAUUCUGACGAAUCUAACCGGAGCCUUUAGAGGAAAAAAUCCAGACAGUCAAUAUGUCACUUCAAUGGUAUUUGGCACCAUUGAUGAUGCCGUUUAUUUAUAUGGCUUAUAUCGGGAUGAUCACAUUCGAAUGUGGUCCGCCAGAACCGGUCAAUGUGUUUCAAUCGUAAACUGUGUGCCAAAUGCUUUGGAGACACGAACACGUGGAUCACGUAAUAACUUGCUUCGAAAGGCCGCUCCCGACAUGUUGUGCGCAUUCUUGUGCAGCGCUAAAGGUUCCGAAUUUAUGACGAUUCGAGUUGUUAAUGAUGGAACGGCGAUUUCAUUGCAACAGAUCAACGUUAUUCCUUCGCCUGAAUUCGAUUUAAUCGAAUUCGAUGUGAAUUAUAAGCGUAUUUGGGGUCUGUGGUGCAAUUCACAGGGCGAGUACAAUGUUUCGAGCUACUCUCUGGUGUCGAACGGUGGAUACAACUGGGCAUCAGCUGGAUUGGAAAUUCUGCCGGAACGUAAAAUCGAAUCAGGAAGCGAUCCACGACAAGCGUAUUGCUCAUACAUUUUCUAUCCGGGACGUUUUCAACGUGAAGUCAUUGACCGAGCGCUGAUUAUGUUCCGUCGCUCCAAUGUACUCUCCGACCCGAAUGUUUCAUUUGCAGCACUCAAAGACCGUGUUUGCUAUGCCGUUGAGCAGGAAGUGCAAAAUGAGCUCAAAGAUUUCGAUGUCACCGAUGAUUUGUACAUCGAAACCAGUUUCAAAGCAUGGGAACGUUUCUUUUCAUGUUGUGAACAAUACCACAUCAAGGCAACGCAACCAAUUGGCCUGGUGAAUUUAGAUUCAAUUGGUGCUGUUACUGUUAUCAAGAAGAAUGCUUUCUCAUUGCUUCGUCCGUGUGAAUUGCUCGAGCAUAUGAUGUUGCUCGGCGAAAACGUUGAAUGUCUCUCAGAUCUUGGUGUGGAUGAUGACAUCAAUUCCGAAGACUUAGUCAAACUUAUUGCCACUCUGUCAACGUUGGAGCAAAAUAUUUCUGAUGAAUACAAGGCAGAAAUUGACACUAAACUCUAUGAGUUAAACACACCAAAUGAACUCAUUUCUCAAUUGCUUGCGGACUAUGAGCAAAAUUUCAUCGAUCCAGAUUUACGCGAGGUUAUCAAUUCUGAGAUGAAAUUCAUUUCGAAAUUGCCAAAAGCCAUGACCUUGCUCUUGAAAAUGCUUCAAAUGAACGAUUCGGAAACAGAUGAAAUGCAAUUGUUCCCAAACGUUUUGCAAACAUCCCGUGGUUUUUUGUCAGUCGGUCACUUGUUCAGAAGUGACACAGGUAUCUCUCUGGUUGCUGAAUCUUUGCAUCAAAUCGCCGUCAUUCGUUAUGCAUUGUGCCGAAACCUAUUGAUUUUGCAGCAAAUUCUUAUUGACUCCAGCGAUCUGCCCAUCGACACUUUGGAAUAUAUUCGCUCAGAUUGUAUGCCCGAGACAGUUGUUUUCGUUCAGGCAUACUAUGUCAUGGUGUGGAUUUGUGAAACUUCCGAAACACUACCAACAACUGGAAAUCUGGAUGCAAGCAUUCAAAAAUUGUCAACGCUGCAGCUGUCAGACUGUCGAUACAAGAGUCGUCCAAAUCAUCCAACUACACUUUUGGAGCAAUUCCUGCGAGGAAAAGGCUUGGAAGCCGGUGUUUGGAUGUUACUUCAAGAUCAAUGCCGAGAUAUCACCGAUUUCCAAUGGAAAAAUACACUGCUGCCGCUUGCUUCGAUCGUCGGUCAAUUACUAUGGGCCGUUGAUGGAAAUUUCAUUUUUGGUGAAUGGUUGAUUGGAAGCUGUCAACAUAUUUUGAUCCAAGAAUACGUUCGUUUGCUCAAUAGCUGGUGUGAAUGGAAUAAAUAUUCACGUCAUUUCAUCGCCGCUGUGUCGCUGCUCGAUAACGGUGAACCGUACAAAGCAUUCGAUUUGUUCAUGCAAUGUGCAAAGGGUGUAAAACAAGAAGCGUUCCUCGUCAAAGUCAUCCUACAAUCGGCUGAUGAUUUAACCUUAAGUGAAGCUGUUACUCAGUACUAUUUGCGUGUAAUUCAGCUCUUUGAACAGUAUUCAUCCCAAGAUUGUGUUAUACAAUUGGCAAAAGCGGCUAUUGACGAGCUUGAUCCAUUAAGCCCUCAAUUGGCUAUGUUCCAAUCGAUUGUUUUUGCCAAUCACUUAAGCCUAGAGCACUACGAAGAGGCAUAUCAUUCACUCAUUGCAAACACAGAACCCUCACGCCGUAAAGAUUGCUUGCGUCAAUUGGUUGUUUGUUUGUUCGAGAAGCAACGUUUGGAUUUAUUGAUGGAGUUCCCAUAUUUGGGUUUGCAAGAAGAACUGGAGAACAUUAUCGAAUCACGUGCCCGUUCGAUGGCAAUCGAAGAUAAUAUCUACUACGAUUUCCUUUACGCCUUCUACAUUUCGAAAUCCACAAUGCGAAAGGCAGCGUCGGUUAUGUACGAACAAGCAUUGCGUUGCCAAUUGGAAACGAAAACACUACCUGGCCUCGAGCAUCGCUACGAAUGUUUGUUGGCAUGUGUAACGGCAUUGAGUUUGGCCGAUGACGAAUAUCGUUGGAUUGCUCGACCGGUCAUCAGCGAUGAGAUUCAAGACGAAUACGAUGAAAAUGACAUGGAAGUCGAUGCCGAAGUGGUGCCAAAGCAAAAAGUAAUUGUGAGCGAAUUGGCUGAAAUUCGAAGAGAAUUGUUGUUAACCGAUGCCAUCAUAACACUUGCUAAACAUCGCAAGGAAUUGAGCACCAUUGUAAACGCAACUCCAGAUGAUGUAAUUUCCGUUCUGUCGAAUGCUGGUCUCUAUACCGAUGCCAUUAAAUUGGCCAAUAGCUUCGAAAAACCCAUCGCUAACAUUUUACAUGGGCUGGCAUUCGCUUGUGUUCGUGCCACCGAUGAAAGUUCCAAUGACUCAUGGGCUUGGCUUCAAGAAAACGAUUUGGCCGACAUUCCGCAGAAAAAUUCACCCGGUGACAUGGCCUGGCAACUACUACAGCGACUUAUUGCACAGAAUGAAGAGGAAGGUUUGACAACGCUACACAAAGCUGUUGCUAACCGACUACUGGGAUUGGGAGAGUUUUUGCCACAUUGGCUGUUCUUGUCGUAUCGCAAGCGAAAUGCAUCGGAAUUAUUGAAUUUGUACGUGACACAUGGUCGCCUGGUUGAAGCAACUGAUUUAGCCAAGGAGUAUAUUGCAGCGAUGACCAACACUGGAGGCGAAUACUUUGGCUUAAAGAAUGCACUGCACGCAACAACAUCAGCACUUUGUUUCCCUGUUAACACCGUCGAUUCACUGUUACACAAUUUGAAAUUGAACAGCGAUGAAGAUGCAGAAUAUGCAGAAUGCCAUAAAGAACUGUCCAAUGUGGUUAACAACUACCUCACCACAGCCGAUCGCGUUUCGUUCGAUAAAAUUAAAUAUAUUCGCGGUGUUGUCAAUGCGGCCCGUUAAGUUUGGUGUUUUAAACUGAAGUAGCUUGUAAGAUAAUCUUACAUUUGUUUAAGGAAUUUUUUGUUUUUUCUUCUAUGAAUUGCGAAAUAAAUUAUUCGAAAUAGAAUGAAAA